This is a messenger RNA of Schistosoma haematobium, 13242 nucleotides long. RefSeq names its product Aldehyde dehydrogenase. The coding region runs from base 1185 to 1688 and encodes 167 amino acids. Gene Ontology annotation, biological process: aldehyde metabolic process. Gene Ontology annotation, cellular component: cytoplasm. Lineage: Eukaryota; Metazoa; Platyhelminthes; Trematoda; Strigeidida; Schistosomatidae. The transcript has 10 exons. The record is from RefSeq and is a predicted model, not a curated record. Gene Ontology annotation, molecular function: aldehyde dehydrogenase (NAD+) activity.
GUAAGAUUUCGUCUUUUAACGUAGGCAAGUAGCAUGUGACGGCAGGGAUAUCGACACAUCAUAAACGUACUACAAUUGCAUUGACAACUGCUUACAUCCACUUCAUAAUGUUGUCCGCUUUCAUACCUUUGACAUCGGCAGCAGUUACUUGCUUACCAGUUCUCUCCUUAAUACUUUUGAUAACUUCAUGUGCUGACUCACAGUGAAGUAUUACGGGCUUCAAGUUCUAUUUUUCUUCUGACGAUAAUCUCCUUGUCCAUGGAUCACAUACCAUCCAUGAACUACUACAUGGAUGAUUGUUGAGCAUGUUGUAGGAUUUGAUGACAUAUCCUUGCUCCUCUAGUCUUACACGGAAUUUAGAUUGACAAUUACGGAAUUUAGACCUUAAACAUAAGAUAUUAGUUAAAGAUCUUACGAUUUUUGCUUCACUUUCAAACCUUCCGAUUUCCGUUUAUGACCAAACGUACAAUUAAACGUUACAAACAGGUAUUUGAACCUGACAUCCUUCAGCAAUCUGCUUUCUGUGUGGAUGUAACGAGUAUAAGUAGUCUGAGAAGCGAUGAAAUUAUAAUUCCAUACUUUUUGGAACUCUUUUAAGGCGCUUUCAAAAUUAUCCCACAACACGAAACGCUUGUUCAGUAUCAUACUUCGAAAGGCAUCGGUUAGGUCGACUGAAAUGUCACUUGAGCAUGAAGCACUAAAAACAGACAUGACUAAUUAUUAAAAAGUUAUUCCUUGCAACAAUAAUAACCCAAGGAAAUACUACAAAUACUUAGGAUUUACCUGUGACUUGACAUUUCGUUGAGCUUUACUACAGUUGUUGGGAUCAAAGAUCAAAUUACAGAGCAACAACUGAGCCAAAGUGUACACUACAAAACAGAGAACGCUAAAUUAAUGGUUUUGGUAUUUAUUUCGUGCUUUUUUAUGUAGCAUAAGAUGACUUAUAUAUGAAAAAACUUGAUACUCAUGCAAUCCAACCAACCCACGGCAAUUGAAAUACGGAAUGACCGCCUCUAGUCAAGCCGUUCAAGGUCGUUGAAACGAAAGGGCGGGCACAUUUCAAAAGGACCUAACGUUUAAACCGUGCCUUCUAUUAGCUCCAUCAACCAUCUAGACCGGGCUGGAGUCAACCAACUCAGACGUCUUAAGAUUAUCAGGCUUAGUUAUUUUUGUUAUCUCAUCAGAUGUCGAAAGAUAUUGAAAAAAUCGUGUCUGUUUUACGCAAAGGAAUCACUGAAGGCGUUUUAAACACCUUAGAAUCACGUAAAUGUGCCAUCCGAAAUAUUCUAAAGUUGUUCCUGGAAAACGAGGAAGACAUUGUCAAAGCACUAGAGAAAGAUCUUCGCAGGUGUCGAACUGAAUCUAUUUUAACGGAUAUAGACCCUUCAGUAGGUGAAGCGAAAACAAUACUCUCUAAUAUGGAUUCAUGGUUGAAAGAGGAGUCGGUUCCAUCGUCAUUCAUCACGUUAAUGGAUACAGUAACUAUUCAAAAGCAGCCAUACGGUGUGGUUUUAAUAAUAAGCCCUUGGAACUUCCCCUUCAUUUUAUCAUUUCAGCCUCUAAUUGGUGCAAUUGCUGCUGGGAAUAGUGUUCUUCUUAAGCCGUCAGAAUUGACUCCAGCGUGUUCUCAGCUGAUUGGUGAGCUUAUCCCUAAGUAUUUAGAUAAAGUAAGUUGUUGGUCAAAUUAAAGGAGAUUUCCAUGGACUGAAGAAAGUAAGAAUUUUUCUGCACUUAGUUUCUAUUACUUUGACCUGACAUUCUAAAAUGGAAGUAUUAAAUUCCUAGAAAAUAUGAAGGGGGCAAAGUGUGGCACUUCAAACAGAUGCAAACUUAGUAAAAAGAACGAAUACGAAUUUUUCAUUAUUGGGUACAGAUUUGUGCCUAAUCCUUCACUGUCCAUGAUUAACGAUUGACUAGUUACCAAGUCCAUAAGUAUAAGCCAUAUAGAAUUUCACUGCUUAUUGUUCAAUAAAAAUAUAUGUAGGAACUAUUGUAUGAUGUAGAUUUAGAUUAUUCCAAGUUAUGUCUAAUCAUAUCGCAAAUUUCUGAUUUGUUACCGUUUAGUUUGGGUGACUGAAACUGGUGUAAAGUAUAUGCUCUCCACUUUUUAAAGCAUCAAUUGUAAAACGAGACUGCACCUUUGGAAUUUUCGUCCAACGUCCCGUAGACAGAAUGCUUUCAGUGGCGAAGUUGAGUAGAAAAAUAAAACUGAUGACCCCAUCUAACAUCGUCUUCAGUUUAUAAUGGUGACAUUUCUAUGUAACCACUACUUGAUAUACUUUCCACAACUUAAUAAACGUCAACACGUUUUUCAGGAAUCAAUAUAAAUAUCCUUCAAGUAAUAUUCUUAGUCUGUAAUGCUUUUAACAGCUCUUGUGUGUCCUAGUAAUGAAAUCACAGUCCCUAUAUCCACGAAGAAAGCAUAUCCCUAAAACAUUAGUUCGGUUUUGUGAAACUAGUUUAAUAGUAGUUAGUAUCUUAAUAGUCCAGACCGUUGCUGCUACCUUGACGUGGUGAACCAUAUUGCCAUCAGUCAUCGUUGUAGAGGCUUGAUAGAAGACUCACGCUCGUUCUGGAAUACCUGCUUGGACUCUAAUAAUGCUCUAAUACGGGCACGCAUUUGUUUGAGCCUCACUGGAUGCAGAAAAUCCACAUUAAGAAGACCCAUUAGAAUUGAACUGAGUGACGAAAAAGCAGAAAGUAGAUUCCAGGAACAACUGAGGUCACACUUAGGUAGUUUUGAAAACGAGGCUGACCCAGAUGUUGCUUGGAAAGAUAUACAAACAGCAGUGACAUCUAUCAGUGAUUUAAACCAAAGGGUUACAAAACACCAAUCGAUUUCUUCUAAGUCUAUUGCACUAAUGGAUUCUCGUAAACUCAUCCCAUCAGGAUCUGAACACGAUGAAGAGCGAAAGCAGAUCAGAUCUUGGUUAACCAACAGUCUAAGGAACGACCGUCAGCGGUGGUGGGCAACGAAAGCACAUAGAGGUGGAAAAGGUGGCGGCUGUAGGUAAUACAAAACAGCUCUACAGACUAAUAAAAGAAACUAAGAUUAAUAAGUCAAGUGUAAGUGAGACUAUCUCGGAAAAAGACGACACUCUUAUCUGCUCCCAGUCCAGACGUUUAGAACGAUGGGCGGAACAUUUUAAGGAGCAGUUCAGCUGGCCUCCAGCUACUCUACAACUACCCACCAUUUCCAGACAGCCUGAAUGGAACAUUGAAGUAGGUCCCCCGACUCUAGUUGAAGUUCAAAAGGCUAUAGAUAAUCUGAAACGAGGAAGAGAAGCUGGUCCAGAUGGAUUGGCUACAGAGGUCUUUAAGGAUGGUGGUCCAAUUUUAGCGAUUAGGUUGACUAAUAUUUUAGCUAAAAUCUGGGAGUUGGACGUAAUCCCAUCUUAUUGGUCACAAUCACUGAUUGUCCCAAUAUAUAAAAAGGGGUCAAAAUCAUCCUGUGAUAACCAUAGAGGGAUUAGUUUGAUUAACAUAGCAUCUAAAAUACUAGCUUCAAUAAUUAUCGGACGCCUAACUAAGACUCGUGAACUGCAAACACGAGAAAAUCAGGCUGGCUUCAGACCUGGCUGUGGCUGCAUCGACCACAUGUUCACCAUUCGUCAGGUUCUAGAACAUAGGCAUACUUAUCGGCGUCCGACAAUUAUAGUGUUUCUUGACCUAAAAGCAGCAUUUGACUCUGUAGACCGAGAGGUCCUGUGGCAGUGUCUGUCAUUAAAAGGUGUACCUCAGAAGUACAUAAACCUUGUGAAGGCUCUUUACUCGAACACCAAUAGUCAAGUCAGAGCUUAUGACGAACUGUCAUCUGAUUUUGCAGCCUCAAAUGGUGUCCGGCAGGGCAGUCCACUUUCUCCAUUUUUAUUUAACUUCAUCAUAGACCUACUGAUGGAAAUAACGCUCUCGUCGAUUGAAUUUUCAGGCAUUGAUCUCCUACCGGGAGGUCCACUUAUCGACUUAGAAUACGCAGAUGAAAUAGUUGUGUUUGGUGAAGACGCUAAUAAAAUGCAGAGUCUUUUGGUAGGACUGAGCAACAAUGCCAGGAUGUUUGGGUUGCGCUUUUCCCCCUCUAAAUGCACGUUGUUGCUUCAGGACUGGCCUGUGUCAAUACCUGAACUAAGGAUAGGGGUGAAGUAGUUGAACGCAUCGACAACUUCAUUUAUCUUUGAAGUCUAAUCAACCCUAAUGGGUUGGUGUCUGACAAAAUCUCUGCAUGGAAUCGUUUGGCUUUUGUCAACUUACGUCAUCUAUGAAGAAGACGAGAUCUCCAUCGGUCAAUUAAGAGAUGAAUAUAAUUCACGGCUGGGAAACUUGGCCGUUAAGGAUACUCGUAAGUUACUAGUAUUCGAUCACAGUUGUCUUAGAGAUAUUGCUCACAUCUGCUGGGAUCACCGGGUAAGUAAUGGUGAGGUUACAUGCAGGGUAUUAAGGAAUGAUGGUAAAUCAGUUGAUGAGGUUGUAAAUCUUCAUAGACUGAGAUGGUUGGGCCACGUGUUACGUAUGCCUGAACACCGAUUACCACCACGCGUAAUGCUGACUAGUGUUGGGGAUGGUUGAAAGAAAGUUAGGGACGGUCAAACCAAAACGUGACAUCAGUGCUUGAAGUCACUAACUUCUAGUCUUAGCCAUGUUGGUAGAUGCAGACUACUUGGUUGGGGUCCGCGUGACUAUCGUAACCAAUGAUUGGAGACUCUGAGUGACAUGGCUCAGAAUCGGUCACAAUGGCGUAGGUGUAUGCACUCUCUGUCUUCCCUUACACUAUGAGGUUAAGAUUGCUUUAUAUCUUUCUUUCUACCAACUAAUCCUUUCUCCCUGUACUAUAUCCUUAUAUGCAAUCUUUCUUUUAUAUAUUACUACCAUUGAAGUAACUACUUUAUAAAUUCGCUAUUCAUCUUGUUGUGCUAAUGAGGUAUGGCAACUUGUACCGAUGAAUAUAUGUGCCUGGUUCUACGUUGUAGCUUACUGACUGACCGAGUAUCUUAGUGGUAACUGAUGACAACAGAAAUUCUCAGAUUUCCAUAUUUCUCGAAAUGCCUUUUGCGAAACGUGUACAAUAUAAACUGCUUUUGAGAAUAUUAAAACUGGCGAUUCUCUACCAAUAGUUUGAUUAAUCGAUUGACUAAAAUGUCAUUUUAGAAAAGGGCAACUCGUUUAAAUAAUAUGAAUUCGUGCGUUUGCAUGUUAACUGUUGUUUUUAUCGCAAGGUUUCAUUGUCAUGUGGUAGAUUUGUUGUCGCUCUUCUUACUCGAACUCAUCUAUCGGAACCUACUGGUACGUUUCGAGAAACGUAUAAACCCCAUAGCCUAUAAACUGGAAGUCUAUAAACAUUGGUAUAAGAAGGUGCCAAAUAUAUAUGCGCCACAGGUCAUUCGACUUGCACUAGGUCUGAAAUACUUCCCGAGAGCCAAAAACAAAGCAGAUAGUUUCCUUCAGGCUUCGCUCCCCGAGCCUUCGACUUACAGGAUUAAUCCACAAGACAGUGGGGCAACAUUAGGAGAUGCAGUCCCAUGGUAGUCGGUGAUUAACACCACUUGUUCUCUUUGGAUCCUGGAGCCCAUAGGCACCAUUGGUUUGGAAUCAGGGUUUUUCAAUUCCCCUAGGUGGACUCUCCAUACCCACCAACCCGAUUAAAGCGCCAGCCAUUCACUUUUCGUCCUCUCAGUUUCGUAAACAACACCCACUUCACGAAAAGGCAGUGAGUAGGACUUCCCUGGCAGUGGUUGUAUACGCGUAGCCAUGUGAGAACAUUUCGAGAGGAAGAGCUGACUCCGCACUCUCGGCCGUACUAAGGCAUUUGGGGGCCUCAAAUAAGAUGGAAGCUAGUCAUAGUAAUCUGUUAGUUUUAUUUAUUAACGUUGGAUCGCUUUCUGACUAUAAGUUACGCACUAAUAUCAAUGUAGUAGUCAGAGUGUCUUGAAAUAAUAUGUAGAAAUCACAAAAAAUGCUUAAAAAUAGCUAUAGUUAUGACAUAUUUUUCUGAGAUGUAUCUGAGUAAAACCAAUUUCGCUACUGCCUAUUGUCCAUAUUUGCUAAAAAAAAAAGACGUUUUUUUAAAGCACAUAUGUCAAGUCAUUUGUGGAGAUGGUAGUGUAUCUAAGAUACUUCUGGAAACUCAGCGUUUUGACCUCAUAUUUUACACGGGUGGUACAACCAUUGGUCGCGAAGUUUACGUUGCCGCUGCGAAAAAACUUACUCCUGUUGUUUUGGAACUUGGAGGGAAAUGGUAAGAUAUCAUACUUCUGUGUGAUAUAUUUUUAUGUAUUUUCGCAACGAAUUUCUCUGUUGACAUCAAACUAUUCGGUUAUAAAGUGCACUUUACUAUCACUAUGCAUAUGAAGUGUUGUUUAUGGCUGUUUCAAUUCAUUUCACGUGAUUAGGUAGUAACCCGAUAGUUUUUCUGCGCUGUUUUAGGCCACUUUGUGUAACACCUAGUUAUUACUUGCUUUCAAUACAGAUUCUAGAACAAUGGGGGACUAUAAAUGAUGAUUGGUGAUAUUACCCGGUUGUUGAAACCAAAGGAGUUAAAGUAGUGACUCAGUGUUUAAAAACUUUUUAAACCGGUAAACUGUCUCCCAGUUUACUAUCGUAAACCUCAAUCACCCUUAAGAAAGAAUCAAUAGGUGCUUUAAACCAACAGUUUGUUUUAGUCUUAUGUGAAAUGUAAUCCAUUAGAAAGCAGUGAGAAAUGAAAUAAGUAUUACUUAAUGCAGCGGCUUUCCUACGAGGCAUACGGACAAGUAGGAAGAAAAAGUCUUAAUUUAAGGAUCCUUUAUGUACACAUUAACUAAGAGUUACAAUUAUAUCCAGUUAACACAAUCAGUCCAGUGUGAGUUCUGAUCAUCAACUAGGUGCUACCCAACAAAGCACUCAGUUGCUUCGACCCUGCAGCUUCAACCUUCGUGCCAAAAACUCCCUUCAAAAACCAUCACACUUAGCAAUCUCACUGAUAAAGUUUCAAGUAUCUUAAGCUCAUCGAUUCUCAGAUGGAAAUAAUCUACCUUCAUAAGUACGCAAAUCUUGUUGGGAAACUAGUCACAACAUUUCUAGGAAGUACCUACAUGCCUCCACUGCAUUCGUGUAGAUUUAAGUUGAUAAUUGCAAUUUGGUUGUGAUGUCAUCUACAGUUAAACCGUGAAGAAAUUCUAAAUGCACACCAAGAAGGGAAUUUUAAGACAAAAGACAUAAGUAUUUAUAAGUGGUUACUUUAGUUUGGUCAAAUCGUCAUUGUGAUUGACCUCAUUUUAGUGCGUACAGUGGUGGAAAAAUUAUAACUUCGACGAAACUAUCUCUUUAACACUGGUGGUAUCUACUAUUAUUGCACUGGUGACAGUAUCACACUUAUGAAUAAUACUAAGAUGUGAACUUAACUUUCUAAGGAAUUGCUGAAACUAGAGGGUUGAGAAUCGAUUUUGUGAAUUUUUUAUUCAUAUACGCUUUUUAGAUAAUGCGUAACAAAGCUGGUCAUGUACUGUUGAUAGAAGUUUAGUUUCAACUUACUGUUCAGACCACUAAUAAUGUUUAGGAUAGUAUUAAUGGCAACGGUUUUAUUUUUUGGGACCGUCAAAUUAGUGAUUAAUUUAGACCAUUUUCAUUGGGAGUAGCCGGAAAUGAACACCGCCCUUAUUUUUAAGAGCACUUGAGGAUCUCUUGUUCACCGACUUAUUGGUUAAUUACUAACACAGAUAAUAAUAGUAAUAUGAUAAAAUCCAGUAGAUCUCAGCAUCUGGUCCAGUGUUGUAUUAUUUAAAGUGUAUGGUACAGUCUUAAUUUAUUAAGGAAUGAACGACCUACAAAAUUUUGUCCAACUGUUUAAAGGAUCUAGUGGUUUUUUAAGGUAGUAAAUCUGUUCUUCUGGGUAGUAGUCUUGUCUCUGAUAUUAAAUCAUCCGGUAGCUUAAGUUUAUAAUUCGGUCCAGUUAUCAGCCAUCAUCGGACCACUUUGUACGAUCGCAUAUUGCCUAUCGAUCAGCAUUCUUUCCUUCCAUUUUAAUAGUUGAAAAUUCGUUCUUGAAAUGAAUAAUAUAAUACUCUAUAACAUAGAGUUGAUGUAUUUAAACACUUCUGAUGAGUUUAAAGUUCCAUGAUCUGUAACUUCUACAUUCUACCCAGUGAUGUAGAUAUAGAGUAGCCUAAAAUAAUAUGUAAUAGUUGUUAUAUCGCUGCCUAACUCAUUCGACUAUUCAUUCUAAGCGUUUGGAACUUUUUCUCAUAUUAUCUGUAUAAACUAGGUAGUAUUGUUCUAUGUUAACGACUAGAUCCAUAAUGGGUUAUUUUAUAGUUUAUUUGAACAUUUUACGCCCUAAAUUUCUAUUACCAAGCUAGUAUCAUAUUUCUCCUACCAAGUUGUCCUAAAAACUUCUCUUUUUACUAUUAGUCCUGUGUAUAUUGAUUCGGAUGUCAGUUUGGAUGUAGCUGUCAAGCGUAUUAUUUACAGCAAACUUCUGAAUUGUGGACAAAUAUGUAUUGCUGCGGAUUACUUAUUGUGUCACGAAAAAAUACUACCUGUUCUGAAAGAGAGAAUUGAAGAAACCAUAAAACAGUUUUUAGGCGAUAAUCCUCAAAAAUGUCCUGAUUUUGCACGCAUCGUCAAUGUCAGGCAUUUUCAGCGUCUUACAGAUCUACUGAAACAAACCAAAGGCAAAGUUAUGGUCGGUGGCAUGUCAGAUGUGAAUGACAAAUAUUUUGCCCCAACUGUUGUAUUUGAUGUUGAUGAAGAGGAUAUAUUAAUGCAAGAUGAGAUCUUUGGGCCAAUACUUCCUGUGUUGUCUGUAAAAUCGCCUUCUGAAGCGAUUCGGAUAAUUAAUUCCAAAGAAAAACCUUUAGCCAUUUACGUGUUUACUCGAAACAAAUCAGUAUUCGAUGAUUUCAAAAUGGCUACAUCUAGUGGUGCGAUUAUGAUGAAUGAUUGUACUGUACAUACUCUUAUACCAAAUAUUCCUUUCGGUGGUAUUGGUCACUCUGGAAUAGGGAACUAUCAUGGUCGUUAUUCGAUUGAAACCUUUUCCCAUCGUCGCCCAGUUAUUCUCAAGUCAGAAGUCGAAUACAUAAAUAAUAAAAUCCGUUAUUAUCCGUAUACUGAAAGUGGUCUGAGUUGGUUGCGUUGGAGUCUGAAGAAAUCAGAUAGAAAUGGCUGCCAAAUAUUAUAAAGAAUCCAUAUUACUUUUCUGUUACCUUUUACAUUGACCUUUAUUUAUAAAAUUUUUCACUCAUUUUCUGAUUUUGUUUUUUCCAAAAAAGAAAAUCACACUGACCUUAAUAUUUAUAAAUAUCUGUUAUGGAAUGCUAUUAUAUUAUAUCGAAGUACUUUUUGCAAACAGUUUUGUUGUGUUUUAAUUAAUGUGUGUACGCUGAACUAAACGUGUUUGCCAAUAUUACAAGUGAAGUGAAUAUUUGUUUUCCAGUCAUCAGAGAUUAUCGUAUCUGUUUUCAACAGUUAAAUAAUAUCGAUUAACUAUCAUUGGAGUUUCUGCAUAUUGAGAUUACGGAAUGGAUACAAUGUCUAUUAGUCUAUGGUUUGAAUCAGAGCUGUAAGUUACAAGACUUUAAGUUGGUCACUCAGUCAGUCAUCGUCAACGUGGAGCAUACGUGUCAGCCCAACAUACCGCCACACUAACACGAGAUAAUGUUUGCACUAUAAUUAGCAAACCAGUUGAAGUAAUGUAGUAGCAAUCAUAGUAAGGAAGACUGAACAUCCAGAAUGUGGUUCGAAAAUACAGAUUGGAAAGGAGUGUACGAAGGAAUUUUGGAAUUCAAGAUCCAGAGAAAGGUGAGUGGAUGCAUCUACGUCAAUGUGAGCGAUUCUGACCCAUAUCACCAAAAGUCACCAACCACUAAUCACGGUUAUCUCGCUAGCCUCAACUAAGUAGUGCACAUAUACCGACAUGGCUCACACCCACGGCCGGUGAGUUCAUGGACCAAUACUAUGUAUUGGUUUAACCGACCCUAGCUUUCUUUCAACCUACCACAUCAGAUAAUAUCACGCGUCGAGGUAGUCGGAGGAUGCCCAUACUUAAUACAUGUCCUAACCAUCUCAGUAGAUAUAUUCCUCAUCUCGUCAGUCAGUUUGUCAUCCUUACCACGUACUCUUCGUCUAACCUCGAUGGUUCUAUAAUAUACAAAUAUUAAUUCAAAAAGAUUUAUGACUGAAUAAUAGCAAUUUAAGAAUAUCCUCUAUCUUUAGAGGUCACCUUUCACAGCCGUAAAACAGAACUGUACGAACUUCUGAGCAGUAUGCUCGACCUUAAGUUGACAGACGAACAUCUCGUCUAUGCCAUGAGUAAUGAGAUUAGCCGAUAUGUCGUCAGACACCAACGCUCCAGAGCUGAUAAAACUUCCGAAAUAAGUGAGGUGAUCAACACACUCAGCUACUUCACUUCCUAUUAUUAGUUUAUGUAUUGACUUAAACCAGUUUUGAAGUAAGAUUUCGAAUUUAAGGGGAAAUAGUCAUAUCCCAAAUCUUUUUGUUUUGUUAUGCGGGGUGAACAGCAGAUUACGUUUUGUCUGUAUCUUCAUUAAAUAGAACUGUCCUAUCUGUGUAUUCUACGUAAGUGAAUCUCUUGAUGUAUUGGCUCCUGAAAAGUCAAAUAGCUUCAUCUCCAAGAAACAUCUAUGACAGCGUUAAAUAUAAAUGGGGAUAGCGGAUGACUCUAAUGAACACCACUUACUGUUGUCAAUUCCGAUGACAGGUAUUCAUAAACUCCAAGUCAACCAGUAGUGUUCACGCAGAUGGCCUGUACAAGAUCGAUGCACUUUUUUAGUACGCAUUUCAAUGACAAAAACUGCCAUAAAUCCUGCCAAUCAACUGACCCAAACUCUACCUUAGGGUCAAGAAAUAGAACUAUGUAUGGUAGUUGAUAGGAAUGUUUAUACUCCAGUACUUGAUGAGGAGUGAAUACUUGGUCUACGCAUCCACGUCAAGGUCUGAGACCUGUCUGGUUGUAUUCAUUACAAUUCGUAGUCCAGCGUCUGAUGGUUACUGACACUAAUAUUUUGGACACUACAUUGAUCAAAUUGAUUCCUCUAUGGUUGUGAAUUUUUGUCCCUCCUUAUAAACUGUAACGAUCAGCUAUCAUAACUAGUCAAACGGCAUUGCGUCAAGCUCCCAGUCUUUAGCUAGUUUUUUCGGUUAAUCUAGGUUCUUUAACUGGGCCAUCAUACCUAAAGAUGUCUGGGACCAAUCCAUUAGGGCUCGCUUCUGUCUUUUCUCUUAGGUCAGUUAUUUCUUUUUGAAUUUCAUAGUCUGACGGUUUAUACUGAAAUCCCAUUCAGGUUGUUCGGUAACAGUCAGAUACUAGAGACUAGUUAAAUUAUUCUUUAAAUGUUCUACCCAUAGUUCCGAUCUCCUAAACUGAGUGUGGAUCAUUGCUCCAUCCUUUUCUGAAAUAAGUAUCUAUACAAAGGUUGGACUUAGUAGUUUCAAAUAAAUUGAGCAUUGGAUAUAGUUAAUAAUAAAAAUAUAUUUGUUAUAUCCCAAUGAGUUGAAAAAAGUUUGUUACCUUUUUCUUUAAUAAGUCUAAAAAGUCUGUUAUUAUCCUUCCGCUCUACCUUUUCCAUCUCAUUUACUGUCAUUACCUACCACCAUUCACAAUCACUACGUACACCUUUCGGUCUGCUUUUAAGAUACCUUCGUUCCUCGUCGUGUUCCGAUUAUGAUUAGAUGAGAUUUUAGUGAUCUAUCCAUCCAAUAGAUGCUACCCAAACUAACUGACGUUUUCGCAAAGGUUUUGGUUGUAGCCACUGGUAGACCACUGUUGUUUCCAUAGAUGUUUGGAUAUCUUACCAACUUACAUCGGAGUGAAUAUUACUUUGCUGAUUGACUUACUGCUUCUUUAGUUGUUCUUGAAACAUACUCUUAAUUUUCCAUCGUUAAAUUUAAUCUUUAAAGGCUUUUCUGCUUCCACUAGGAUGCAGAUAAACACGUGUUCACUUCAGAACAUUACCAGUCUAAACAUGUGCUCCAGAAUGAGCAGAGGUCUUUUAUCGGGCCUCUACAACUAUGGCUGAUAGCGAUAAUGUUUAUUUGUAUAGAUCUUUGUGUCGAUUUCGGGAGUUGCCAUGUCAGAAGUUUCUCCUUAUAUUUGAAGUUGAUGCCUGAUAAUAAUAAACAUUUGCCUAAGCAUGGUUGCAGCAGACAGCCGUUGUUAUCUGUUCUCUAGGAUUGGACAUUGUAAGACCUACCUAAGUAUGUCUCACUUUUGUUUAGACUAUGCAGUCAAGCACUAGAAUUUCAAACAAACAGUAGUGUUCAAUCUUUUGGCUUUUCGACGGACAGUAAAAGCACUUUUUUAAAAUUCAUCUCUUCCAAAUUAUAGUCAGUUUGAACGUAGGCAGAGACGUUAAAGAGCCAUUGGAGUGUCCUUGUCUUUCCACGUUCCUAAUGUCUUGUUAAUUCUGACGGCUUGCAAAUAACUGUCUAUUACAAUUCAGUCUAGGAAAACCUGUUCUAAUGUAGUAACCAGAAGUUAGUGUCAGAACCUCAGAUUCACGCAAGUUGAAUCACAUGGAUUAUUUAUAAUGAUUGCACUGGGAUCCUAAACUUAUAUUUCAAAAACAGAAUAUCUCGAGACUUUAGAGUUCUAGCUAAGGUAGUUCGUUGUUCGAUAUGACAUAAGGUUCAAACAUUGGGAGCCUACUUUCAAGAGGUCAGAAGUAACAUUUCGUGAACUUAAAACCUUAGCAUUGGUGGUGUAUGUGAAUGAUCGAGUAACUGGAGAAGUGUUGAUAAUGGGAAUAGAAUGAAUAUUAGGAAGCAACAGAGGGAUUCGAUUGUAAACACGAUCACUAAUGUGGUUAAAGGCAUCGGAGUGAUUGUUACUUUUUGGUUCCCAACAAAGGCUAAAUACAGGAGAGAUGCUGCUAUACUCCGGUCACGAAAAGGAAAAUGCUCCGCAUACUCAGGGAGUUGCUCUAAUGCUGUUCAAGGUAGCACGAAAUACACUUGUAGGAUGGGAAUCUCACGGAUUCAGAAUCAUCAAAGCAUCAUUCCAGACAAAGAAGGAGGGGAUCUCAAUGAAUGUUAUGCACUCACCAAUGAUAGCAACGACGAAAAUAAAGAUCAAUUCUAUGAGAGGCUGCAAUCAAUCAUAGUGAAGUGCCCAAGAAAGGACCUCACCACUGAUGGGAGGUCUAAACACCAAAGUCGGAAUAGACAACACCGGAUAUGAAGAUAUCAUGAGACGACAUGGACUGCAAAUCUAUGUGCAUUCAAGAUAUUGGUCAUAGGCGGCACAAUAUUCGC